Lagopus leucura (white-tailed ptarmigan) is the source of this 2474-nucleotide messenger RNA. It is a transcript of the gene FOXA2, whose product is annotated as forkhead box A2. Gene Ontology annotation, biological process: regulation of transcription by RNA polymerase II; anatomical structure morphogenesis; cell differentiation. Lineage: Eukaryota; Metazoa; Chordata; Aves; Galliformes; Phasianidae. Gene Ontology annotation, molecular function: RNA polymerase II cis-regulatory region sequence-specific DNA binding; transcription factor binding; protein domain specific binding. Bases 417 to 1751 code for a protein of 444 amino acids. The transcript has 2 exons. The record is from RefSeq and is a predicted model, not a curated record.
GCCGAGGACCUGGGGAUUGGAGGCUCGCCCGGCCGCUCCGUGCUAUAUCACUCGGGCACCCACGUCACUGCAGCACUUGUACUCCUCUUCCUCCCUCCUCCUCUUCUUCCUCCCUCCUCCCUCCUCCUCCUCCUCCUCCUCCUCCGUCUCCUCCAUCGCCUCCGGGCGACUCUUCGCCGCGAAGCGCUGCGGAAACCCACCCAAGGAGCGGCGGCGAAAAAAAAACCCCGGCCCCGGCGGUGCCCCCUCCCUUCCUCCCUCCCUCCUCUUCCUCCUCCUCCAGCGGCUCCGACGGAGGGAGCGCGGCAGAGGGGAGGGAGGGCUGGCGACUUUUUUUUUUUUUUUUUUUUUGGAUUGCUCUCUCUCUCUCUCUCUCUGCGUCGUCGUUUGUUGUGUCUGUUAAAUUUUAAACUGCCAUGCACUCCACUUCCAGUAUGCUGGGAGCGGUGAAAAUGGAAGGCCAUGAGCACACGGACUGGAGCAACUACUACGGGGAGCCCGAGAGCUACUCCUCGGUGAGCAACAUGAACGCAGGGCUGGGCAUGAACAGCAUGAACACGUACAUGACCAUGUCGGCCAUGAGCACCACGGCCAACAUGACGGCAGCCACCUCCAUGAACAUGUCCUACGCCAACACGGGCAUGAGCCCUUCACUCGCUGGCAUGUCCCCAGGUGCGGGGGCCAUGGCCGGCAUGGGCUCGGCCGGUGUGGCGGGGAUGGGUGCCCACCUGAGCCCCAGCAUGAGCCCCAUGGGAGGCCAAGCGGGCUCAAUGAACGCCCUGGCCCCCUACACCAACAUGAAUUCCAUGAGCCCCAUCUACGGGCAGUCCAACCUCAACCGUUCGCGGGACCCCAAGACGUACCGGCGGAGCUACACGCACGCCAAGCCCCCCUACUCCUACAUCUCGCUCAUCACCAUGGCCAUCCAACAGUCUCCCAACAAGAUGCUGACGCUGAGCGAGAUCUACCAGUGGAUCAUGGACCUCUUCCCCUUCUACCGCCAGAACCAGCAGCGUUGGCAGAACAGCAUCCGCCACUCGCUUUCCUUCAACGACUGCUUCCUCAAGGUGCCCCGCUCCCCGGACAAGCCGGGCAAAGGCUCCUUCUGGACGCUGCACCCCGACUCGGGCAACAUGUUUGAGAACGGCUGCUACCUGCGGCGCCAGAAGCGCUUCAAGUGUGAGAAGCAGUUGGCGACCAAGGACGGCGGCGGGGGCAAGAAGGGGCCGGGGCAGCCCCCCAGCCAGCCACUGGGAGAGGGCAGCUCCUCGGGGGGCUCCGAGGGCUCGGCAGGCGCCGAGUCACCGGCGAGUGCCUCGCCGUGCCGGGACCACAAGCGCGCCCUGGCCGAGUUGAAGGGUGCAGCGGCGGGGCCGAGCCCCGGGGAGCCGUCGGCGGCCUCUCCGGCUCAGCACCUGCUGGCUCCGCCGCACACCGGGCUGCCCCACGACGCCCACCUCAAGCCCGAGCACCACUACGCCUUCAACCACCCCUUCUCCAUCAACAACCUGAUGUCGUCCUCCGAGCAGCAGCACCACCACCACCCGCACCACCACCACCACCCCUCGCACAAAAUGGACCUCAAGGCCUACGAGCAGGUGAUGCACUACUCGGGCUACGCCUCGCCCGUGCCCGCCAGCCUGGCCAUGGGGCCCGUAACGAACAAAAACCCAUUGGAGUCCUCCCCUUUGGCCGGAGAGACUUCUUACUACCAAGGUGUGUAUUCCCGGCCCAUCAUGAACUCCUCCUAAAGGCAAAGGGGGAAAACCCCCCCCCGCCCCGCGCGGUCCCCCAGCAGCGUGAUGGACUGUGAGCGCUGCCGAGCACGGUACCUACCCAUAUAGCUAUCUAUCUAUUUUUUGUUUUGAUCCCUGCAGGCUCCAGGUGGUUGCAUCCACUCGGGGAGCAGCAGGGUGCACCUCGUGUGCCACCCCCUAACCCUGACCCUGCGGUCCCCUUGGUUUGCCUUGCGGGGUGGUUCAGUUUGGUGGGAGGGAGGUGUAGGGGAGAGGGAUUUUUCUGUUGGGGCUGGUUUAUUAUUUUUUUCGUUGUCGUCGUUGCAAGGAGGUCUAAAUAUAUCUAUUUUUUUGUGUGGAAGUGAUGAGGAAAAGGAAAAAAAACAAAAACAAACAGACGAAAACGGACGCAAAGAAAACGAAGCCCUCGUUUGGUGGGAAAUCCAUGCGAGUUUGGGAUCUGAGGAUGGAAAGUCUUGUAAAAUUGUACAAAGGGGGAGGGGGAAAAAAAAAAAAAAAAAAAAAGCAAAAAAAAAAAAAAAAAGCGGAAAAAAAAAAAAAGUCAGGAUAGAUCGUUGUAAUUGAAACAAACACUUGAUGUUACCGGGAGAGUAAACUACUUGGAUCUGAUUAAUUUAUCGUUUCUGUAUGCUUUAUUUAUGGCUUAUAAAUGUGUAUUCUGGUAGCGACUAGCCAGGUUGCCACAGAACUCUAUUAAAGUGUUAUUGGCGGUUUUUU